Molecule: messenger RNA, 926 nt
Organism: Notothenia coriiceps (black rockcod)
Lineage: Eukaryota; Metazoa; Chordata; Actinopteri; Perciformes; Nototheniidae
Product: ras-related GTP-binding protein C-like
Exons: 3
Coding region: 304-894 (196 amino acids)
Biological process (GO): negative regulation of autophagy; positive regulation of TORC1 signaling; cellular response to starvation
Cellular component (GO): nucleus; Gtr1-Gtr2 GTPase complex; lysosome
Molecular function (GO): GTP binding; GTPase activity
Source: RefSeq, a predicted model, not a curated record
CCUUUUUCUUGUUACUAAUCCUGUCUGUUUUGUAAACUGCGUUACCCACAUUUCUACCGAUAUUAUGGUUAUUUAACCUCUUGGUAACUUUUAUUUUAAACCCCGUGUGGUUACGUGUCCGCCUGACUUGGCGUUUUUAUAUAAACACGGCGGUGACAGCUGCUAGCUAAUUAGCUUGCCAUGCUAGUUCGUCGUGAAAAUCAACAACAUUCCUGUCCGGAUUUAUUAGCCAGUUAGCUAAAACUUAAACUAAGGACAGCACAUCUAAAAGAACAAAGAGUAGGCCGGAGAGAAAAGGACAGGAUGUCUAUUCAGUACGAGGACCCCACGUUAGCGGGCAGUUAUGAUGCUGUGGGGUCGUUUCCCAAAAGUUUUGGGUACGGGGCAGAGGAGCAGGAUCUGGAGGAUAACUGCUCCACAUCAGCUGACAAACCCAGGAUCCUGCUGAUGGGACUGAGGCGCAGCGGGAAGUCAUCAAUUCAGAAGGUUGUUUUCCACAAGAUGUCCCCCAACGAGACGCUGUUCCUGGAGAGCACCAACAAAAUCUACAAGGACGACAUCUCCGGCAGCUCCUUUGUCAACUUCCAGAUCUGGGACUUUCCUGGCCAGGUGGACUUCUUGGACCCCACGUUUGACAGUGAGAUGAUCUUCAAGGGAACGGGCGCUUUGAUAUUUGUCAUUGAUGCUCAGGAUGACUACGUCGAGGCUCUCGAGCGGUUGCAUCUCACCGUAUCCAGAGCCUACAAAGUGAAUCCAGACAUCAACUUUGAGGUGUUCAUCCACAAAGUUGACGGUCUGUCAGACGACCACAAAAUAGAAACACAAAGGGAUAUUCAUCAGAGGGCCAACGAUGAGCUGGCAGACGCUAACCUGGAGAAACUGCACCUCAGGUGAUUAGCUGCAAGAUUUAGCUGUAGAACUAGUGU